Closterium sp. NIES-65 is the source of this 5901-nucleotide messenger RNA. NCBI's taxonomy places the organism in Eukaryota, Viridiplantae, Streptophyta, Zygnematophyceae, Desmidiales, Closteriaceae. The record is from the annotation of a GenBank genome assembly.
AUGCACGCGCACGGCGACCCAGCAGCGGCAGCGCGGGCGGGAGCGACUGCGUGCCGGCCGUGGGAGCGCAAUGACCUGCUGCGACGGCUGGCGACAUUCAAGUCCACCACGUGGUUUGCCAAGCCGCAGGUGCGCCGCCGCGCUGCUCGCACGCUGCUUUGCUGCACGCACGUGUUGCUCCAUGCGCGGAUGUGUGCGUGCACGGUUCAUGCGAGCGGCGGGGGCGGUAGCGUGCGCGCGGAGGGGGUGGGUGAACUGCGACGUGGACAUGCUGGCGUGCGAGGUGUGCCACGCGCGCCUCAGCUUCUGCGUGCCGCCCACGUGGUCCAGAGCUCAAGGUCUGUCUGCGUGCCGCCCGCUUUCUCUCAUGCUUCUGGUCGCGUGCAUGCCUCUCCUCACUCACCUCACCCCCCCUCAUAUACUCAACAUCUAUCCAUCUCCCCCUCACCCCCCGCCCCCACGAAUCCGUGGGCGGCAGUGGAGCGGGCGGCAGCGGAGGUAGCGGGGCGGCUGGAGUCGGCGCACAGGCAGCACUGCGCGUGGCGGGGCAACGAGUGCGACGAGGCGCUGCUGCUCUUCCCCCCCCAGCCGCCCGCCGCGCUGGCCGCGGCCGUGUUUGAGCGCUGCCAGGCGCUGCAGCAGCUGGCGCGCCUGCCCGCGCUGGCGCCCGCAGCGGUGGAGCGCAUGCGGCGCUGCAGCCCGCGCGCCCUGGACGCGCUGCUGGCGCUGCCCGCGCUGCCGGUGGGCGCACCGUGGGACGACCCCGUGGGGCGCACAGCCACGCGCGUGACGUCAGACGCCGCUGCUUACAUCGAGGUGCGUGCCUUGCCUCUCCGCACUCCCCCUCACGUCAACAACCCUGCCUGUGCGCUCGUCUGUCCCCCACUCUCACACGCCUUGCCCCACCCCAUGUCUCCACGGUCCCACGGCGGCACAUUGCUCGUGCGUGGGCAGGUGCAGCGCAUCAUCGCGGUGUGUGGGUGGGAGCCGCGCGCCUUGGGCGUGCUGCCUGACGCGCACGACCCGCCCCACGCCAACCACCGCCACCCGCCUGCACACCCCACCGCCCCUCUGCCCGCUCUGCCCGCCCAUGGGCGCGCGCACGUGCCUGCGCGCCCCCCGCCUGGCAUCCCUGCGAGCGCGGCGGUGCUGCAGUGCGCGCUGUGCGGCGCCAGCGUGGGCGUGUGGAACUACUCCACGCUGCCCCGCCCCCCCGCACCCCUCGCCCUUCCCCCCGCCUCGCCCCAGCUCUCCGCCCGCCAGGGGCCACCAGGGGAGGAGGGGGCGAGGGAGCGGGAGGUGCAGGCGGAGAGGGGCAGUGAGGGAGGGGGGGAGAAGGCAGAGGAGGAGCAGCGGGAGGGCGAGAGUGGGGCGCGGAAGAGUCUUCCGCCUGCUCCUGCAGCAGCUGCCAUCAUUAUCGCGCCGGUGGGGGGAAUGAGCAUCACGAGCCCCCCGCACAGGGCGGGGCUGGGCGCAAGGGGCAAGGUAAGGGGGCGGUGGGGAGCGUCUCAGGGGCAGGGGGGCGCGGGGGUGGCGGAAAGGAUGGGGGAGGGCUCGGAGGAAGGGGUGGGGGAAGCGAAGGAAGGGUAUAGGGUAGAGGGGGAAGCGGAGGGAGGUGCAGGGGGAGAGGGCACGGAGAGGGGCAUGGGGCCCGAGGUGGUCACUUCGCCCAGGCGGGUGCAUGGUCGGCGCGAGGGGGAGGACGCGAUGGACGAGCAAGGAAUCGCUGCCCCGCUUGCCGCUGCGUCCGCUGCCCCUGCCCCUGCUCUGCCUGUUGCUGCUGCUGCUACCCCUGCUACUGCCACUGAUGCGUCUGCUGGUGGUGCCGGUGGUGGUGUGGGUAGGAGAGCGGCAGCAGGCAGCAUGGGUGCGCCUGCCUCUGUGGUGAGGAGGCGGAAGCAGGGGUUGGAGGCGGGGGGGGCGACAGCAGGAGUUGAGGCGGAGGCUGUGCGCCCUGCUGCCCCCGUGGCAGCAGCGCUGUCAAUUGUAGGCAGCGCCACGCCACUCGGAGCUGCGUCCGCUGCUGCACCAACAACCCAUCCCGAGUACCGCCCACCAUCGCCAGCAGCAGCAAUAGCAGCAGCAGCAGCAGCAGCGGGAGCAGGGUUGGGAGCGGGCGGGGUGGCACUGGACCUGGGUCUGACCAUCGCUGGCGGCCUCCCCCCCACGCACCUCUCCUCCUCGCCCCCUCCGCGCCCCUUCGGCUCUGCCUCCGCCCUCCCCCUCUUUGGCGCCGGCCUGCCCAUUCCUGGCUGCCACCUCAGCGGCCCUGCCGGCGCCAAUCUGGGGGCGGGCGGCAAGGCAGGCGCAGGGGGUGGGGGAGGGGGAGGGUUAGUGGAAGGGGACGGGGGAGGGGGACCAGCAAGGAGAGUAGGGGUAGAGGGGGAGGGAGGUGGAGAGGGAGGGGGAGAGGGAGGUGGCGUGGGCGCAGAGGGGUUUGGGCAGUGUUUGGGCGAGGUGAGCUUUGGGCGGGGGGGUGUGGCGGUGCUGCCGAUGAACAGUGCGGAGGGCGUGGUGGCGGAGAUGGAGGAGGUGUCGUCCGAGGAGGCCGAGGUGGAGGGCUCUCUGCGCGCCCGCGCUGCCCGCGCCAAGGGGGGCGCUCGCCGCGCCGCCGGCAGCAAGGGUGCGCCAGAGGGCGAGGCGGAGGGGCCAGCGGGCGGGCGCGCAGGCAGGGGGGCGUGGGGAAAGGAGGGGGGGGGUGAGAACGAGAGGAUGGAGGGGGGCGAUGAGAGUGGGAGGGGGGAGGGGUGUGGGGAGACUCAGCGGCUGGAGGGGGGCGAUGAGACCGGCAACGAGGGGGAGGGCGCGGGGGCGGCAGUGGCAGCACAGCAGAGCCGGCACGAGGGGGCUAGAGCCGACAUCAUUGCGUGCGUGAGCACGGGUCCCACGCAGGGCAGCAGCAUGCAGGGUGGUGGCGGUGGCGGGGAGGGCGGUGACAGGGGUCGUGUGGAGCAGCAGUUGUCGGCAGCGGCGUUUCUUGUGCCGUCCACACGUGCACCGGCUGCCAGCACGGCAGGCAGGGGAGGUGUGGGUGGGGAAGAGGGUGUGCCUGGAGGUGUGGCGUCAGCGGCAGGCAGUGGGGCAGUGGGGUGCAGUGCGGUGGGGCACGGGGAUGGCGCACAGCAGCAGCGGGGCAGGGCGGUUGAGGGGCAGGGGAGGCGGGGGCGGGCGGCAGAGGGCAGGGCGGGCGGCAGUGAGUUCCUGGAGCCGCCUCAGAAGCGCCGCCACGUGGACGCGUCCUCCUCCCACGCGCCCCGCCCCCCCGCCUCGCGCACUGCCUUGGGCGUGGGGCCACGAGGCAAGGCCGCGGGCGCAGGGGGAGGAGGGACUGGGAGAGGGGUGGUUGGAGGGAAGGGGGCGGGGGGCAAGGUCGCAGAAGCCCUGGGUGCUGCUGCUGCGUCUCCUGCUGUCGCUGCUGGUUCCGCUGCUCCUCUUCCUCCUGCUGCUGCUGGCGCUGGUGCUGCUGCUGAGGUUGCUGCUACUGCUGCGGGAGCUGGCGCUGGUGGUGGUGGUGGCGCAGCAGGGGCAGGGACAGGGGCAGGGGCGUUGGGCGGGGUGGGGGGCGAGUGGGCGCGGGCGUCGUCGGUGUACGCAACCAACACGGACUUCAGUGAGCGCGACGACACCAGCGCUGACAGUGUUGACAACCUGCCGCCCCCCCUCGACCUGCACGCCCAGGGGGCAGCGCAGGGGGGGGUGGCGGGGGCGGGGGGGGCAGGGGGGCGAGCAGAUGGAGGUAGCAAUGCAGGGCGCAUUGAGGCGCGCGGGGGGGGGACGGUGGGGGCGGAGGGCGAGGAGGGGCUGAGCAAGAGUGGGGAGGGGGGGGGCGGGGGGGAGGGAGAGGCGGCGACGAACGCGGCGGUGAUCAGCACGGGCACGGCGGGGGACGACGCGGAGGGGCCGGGCGGGGGCAGUGUGGCGAUGGGGGCGAGCGUGGAGGUGGAGGCGCAGGCGCUGGAGGGCGACGUCGUGGACGCCUCGCGCGCCCUCGCCUCCACCGACGCCCCCGCCUCCGCCGGCGCCCCUCCCCACGCGCCCCGCGCCGCGCUGGCUGCUGUGGCGCUCUCCGCCUGCCGCAGCGUGGUGGGGGGGGCCUGGGGGGGCGCUGCUGGCGGCGCUGCUGGCACAGGGGCGGGCAGUGCGCCCGGGGGCGCGGAGAGGCAGCAUGGGGAGGGCGCAGGAGGGAGAGGGGCAGAGGGGGAGGGGGAGGGGCAUGUGGAGAGGGGAGGCGGCAGGCAGGUGGAGAGUUUCAGCUUUGCAGGGGGCGGGUGGGGUGGGCGAUGGGGUGGAGGGGAGGACGGGGGCAGAAGGCGAGGGGAAGCUGGGGAAGGGAUAAGGGGGAAUGCGGUGGGAGGGCUGGGUGAAACGGUGGCUGGGAUUGGGCAGACGGGGGAGGGCAUGGGGGAGGGGAUGGGGGAGGGGAUGGGCGAGGGUGCAGGUAUGACAGGAGUUGAGCAGGUGACGGUGGGGGGUGUGGAGGUAGCGGAGACAGGGGGGGGAACGGGGGCGACGGGGGGGAGGGAAGGACGGGGCAGUGGCGGACUGGGGGAGGGGCGGAGGGGAAGCAGCGUGGGGAAGGCAGGUGAGGAGGCGGCAAGGGGUGAGGAUGGAGGGGGGGAGGGGACGGGGGAAGCGAAGGAAGGGCAGGGCGGGGGGCGUGAGUGGGGAGUGCAGAGGGAGGGCGCGGGGGAGACGGGGGGCCCAGAGGAGACCCGCGACACCACCCAGGGGCUGCUCAUUGAGGAGGAUGCUGACGCGGAUGGCGAUGCUGAGGCGGACGUCCGUGCUGACGUGGCGAAUGCAGGAGCAACAGCAGGGGCAGCGGGCGUGCAGGAAGCAGCAGAGGGCACAGGGGAGGUGGGGCUGGCAGCAGGUGGGGCAGAGGGGGGCGGGGAGGGGGCGGUGGGGAUGGAUGUGGAUGAGGGGCAGGGGGAGGGCGGGGGGGUGGCGGAGCAGCGUGGGCGAGUGGGGGAGCGGGCAGUUGGCGAUGAGCGCGUGAGUGGCGGCGGCGGCACAGGUGGCGUGAAUGGGCUAGGAGAGGUGCGGGGGGGAGCAGGCAGCAGGCAGCACAGGGGUGGGGAGGAGCGAGGAGAGCAUGGAGGCAGUGGCGGUGCACGUGGGGUGGUUGCAGAUCAGAUGCGCGUGCAGGGAGGAGGGGGGAACGGCCACGGGGGAGUGCAUGGGGCUGGCAGGGAAGGGCAGAGUGUGGAUGGUACUGCCACUGCUGCUGCCCUUCACGCCCCGCCCGUUCCUGCUGCUCGUGCUGCAAGUGGUGGUGCCAACGGCGUGGGUCCACCUUGUGUGGGGGAGGCUGAGGUCAGCAGUGGCUCACCUCCCGCUGCUGCCAAUGCUGCCACUCCUGCCACGCCGCCUGCUGCUCCCGGCCCUGUCUCUGCCCUUCCUGCCACUGACGUUGGCCCAGCCUCUGAUGAGCCGCAGCGCCUCUUUGACCCGCUGCUGAGCCACCGCCGCUUCUGCCCGUGGGUCAACGCCCUCGCCGCCUCCCACCGCCUCAAAGCCCUCGCUGCCCCCGCCCAGGACCUCAGCCUGUCUGCCUCGCCCCAUGCCCACCGUCUCCCUGCCGUGCCCCCCUCCCACGGCGCCGACCCUGAGGCGGUGGAGGGGGGAGCGCCCGGAUGGCAGCAGUGCCUGGCCGCGCUGCACCACGUGCUGCCCGCCGCCGCCGCCCCCGCUCACAGGCCGCUGCACUCCGCUGCCCACAGGGCUGCUGAGGGGCCCGACAGGACGGCUGAAGGGGUGGCGGACUGGCUGCCUGGAGGAAUGGACGCACACGACUCGGUGGCGUCCUUCAAGGGUGACACGGUCUCAUCUGUUCGAAGACUCUUCCAAGGCCGGCGUUCCUCGUCCUUUGUCUCUCGCACGCAUCACUCCCCUCAGUAG